This is a messenger RNA of Manduca sexta (tobacco hornworm), 12619 nucleotides long. Its product is annotated as protein 4.1 homolog. Lineage: Eukaryota; Metazoa; Arthropoda; Insecta; Lepidoptera; Sphingidae. Gene Ontology annotation, cellular component: plasma membrane; cytoskeleton. Gene Ontology annotation, molecular function: structural molecule activity; actin binding. The transcript has 18 exons. Bases 347 to 9367 code for a protein of 3006 amino acids. The record is from RefSeq and is a predicted model, not a curated record.
GCGCGCUCCCUGCCGCCCGCGCCCGUAGUUUCUUCACCAACUGCCACUCGUCUCGAAUGAUUUCACCUUGCGAUGAAUGAAAAUUGUGGUGGAUAGUUCGCGUACGAACAUUCCGAUAAGAAACUCAUACUCGGGACGCAAGGGAUCGUGUUUUGUGCAAUAGUGCGUGAAAAGGUAGAUUCGUGGUUCAAAUUUUUUGUGUUGUUACCAGUUCUUCCUUUUGUGAGACCGUACGCCAGUGUUUACGUGCUGAAAACUGUGAAAUAUUAAAACAAAUUUGUGGACCCUCUAUCCACCGUUACAUGGGAGCUUGUUGACCAACAGGUUUUGAAGGUCGCGCGGCAAGAUGCCGGAGGGCGUGGCCAAAGACAGCAAGGAGGAUGCGAAGUCGAAGAGCAAGGAGGCUUCACCGCGUCGCAGAGCCACCGGCAAUAUGGCCAAGGUCAAGGUCAAACUGCUCGACGACUCCAUCAUGGAGCUGGAUGUUGAUAGGAAGAUCCGCGGCCACGAGCUGCUAUCGAAAGUCUGCGAGAGCCUGAACCUGGUGGAGAAGGACUACUUCGGACUGUUGUACAACGACCGCGGCGACCCGCGAGUGUGGAUCGACCUCGAGAAACGCGUCUCCAAAAUGGUUAAACAAGAGCCGUGGUCGGUGCGGUUCGCGGUGAAGUUCUAUCCACCUGAGCCAUCGCAGCUGCAGGAGGAGGUCACCAGGUACCAGCUCGUGCUGGCCGUGCGCAAGGAUCUGCUUGAAGGUCGUCUCCCAUGCUCGUCAGUGACACAUGCGCUCCUCGCGAGUUACCUGCUCCAGUCGGAGCUGGGCGACUUCGAGGAGUCGGAGGUGGGGGCGGAGAUGUGCAAGCAGUUGAAGCUCGUGCCACCAUCAUCCUGCACCGCUGAACUUGAGGAGAAGGUUGUGGAACUGCACAAGACUCACAGAGGUCAGACGCCAGCCGAAGCGGAGCUGAACUAUUUGGAAAACGCCAAGAAACUGGCGAUGUACGGUGUGGACCUCCAUCCAGCAAAGGACUCGGAGAACGUGGACAUCACGCUCGGUGUGUGCUCUUCAGGACUGCUCGUGCACAGAGAAAAACUACGUAUAAAUCGUUUCGCGUGGCCGAAGAUCUUGAAGAUCAGCUACAAGCGGCACAAUUUCUACGUGAAGCUGCGGCCCGGCGAGUUCGAGCAGUUCGAGUCCACGGUAGGGUUCAAGCUCGCCAACCACCGCGCCGCCAAAAAACUGUGGAAGACUUGCGUCGAACACCAUACUUUCUUCAGACUGACGAGUCCCGAGCCGGCGCCGCGCGGCACGCUGUUCCCGCGGCUGGGCUCGCGGUUCCGCUACAGCGGGCGCACGCAGUACGAGUCGCGCGCGGCGCACCCCGCGCGCGCGCCGCCGCACUUCGCGCGCACGCUCUCCAACCGCAAGCUCUCCUCGCGCAGCAUGGACGCUCUGGCAGCCGGCGACAAGGAUGACUCGAUGCCUACCGAAGCGGCCAAGAGGCACACCAUGCCGCCACAACCAGCCCCGAGACCGACGGUCACAGACAAGAAACCACCUCCAGGCGCCGUGAAGGUAAUGCCCACGGCACCAGCCAAGGAUGACAGAAAGGUUGCGGAAAGGAAACCGGCUGAGAACGGAACGGACACAUCCAGCGACCCGGGCAUCACGAACAACCUCGAGACGACGCCCAAGAAGUCCAAGGGAGGUUUUGGCCUGUUUGGACCCCGAAAAGAGAAGUCACCAAAGGAGAAAUCGCCGAAACGUGACAAGUCGCCAAAAGGAGACAAGUCUCCUAAAAAAGAGAAAGAACCGAAAGCCAAAGUGGCCGUACUCGAUACCUCGAACGAUGGAUCGAACCUUGACAGUUCUGUUGAGAAGAGUCCCACGAAGGAGGACAAACCAGGCUUCACCAAGCCCUACGUGUAUACCGAUACAGAAAAGAGUCCUACACGCUCCAAACCCUUUAUCCAAGGCGGAUUUAGCUACGAUAAAGAGCCGAUCUCUGAAGAGAAACAACGCGGCGCUGAUGCCCAAAGCCCUACUACUAAGAAAGCCGGACUGGCUUUCAACUAUGCUCCAGGAGAAGACAAGAAGGUGGCUGAGAGCGCUGAGAAACGGAAAACACCUGAAGAUCUCAGUAAACUUAAGACACCUGGACUCGACUACGUUGAGUCUGCUGCUUUGAAAGAGCAAGCCAAGAACUUGAUCGAUCCAACUCUCGCUCUUCUAGAUUCCGAAAGGGCUCAUCACGAACCUCCAACUCCCCUGCCAGUGGUCAUUCCCAAACCAAAUGAAGUACAGGUUGUCAUAAUUACUGGUAAAUAUAACCCUAAGACAAAGAAACUUGACGAUGCCAACGGUACUAUUCUUGUUGCUAAGGGAACUUUGAAUAAAGCCAACGGCAAAAUUCAGACUGACAAGGAAUUGAUUAAUACAAAAUCUGGGCAGGUUACCUUCACAGACCCUGCUACAGGCAAACAAGAUGUCAAAAAUGGUCACGUUGAUUCCAAAACUGGUCACAUUUUAUUUACAUCUGGUGUAGUCGAUCCAAAUACGGGUAAAAUUGAUCCAACACUGGCCCAACAGUAUUGCUUCGUUGAAAGGUCCAGUGACAAAGUUGGUGCUAAGCCUGGCCGCGAAGUUGACCUAGUUGUUAUCACUGGCAAGUAUGACGGUAAACAUAAGAAGUUGGACGCUUCUCAUGGUCACGUAGAUUUGUCGAGAGCAGUGGUUGGUCCCGAUGGUAACGUCAGUUCAAACUAUGGCCUUAUAGAUCCUCGUUCAGGCAAGAUUGACUAUAUCGACCCCAAAACGGGCAAGCAAGAGCCCAAACAAGCUUACGUUGAUCACAAAACUGGCAAUAUUUUGAUAACCACCGGGGUAAUUGAUCCCAAAUCUGGAAAAGUUGAUUUAUCGCUCGGUCAGCAAUUCAGCAUUGUUGAAAAAGACGCUACGAAAGCUAAUAGAGAAGUCAGGCUGGUGGUCGUUACAAGCAAAUACGACUUGAAGAAUAAGAAGUUGGACCCGAACUUCGCCCACGUCGACUCUGUCAAAGGCGUACUUAGUGGAACCGACGGUAAAAUCUACACCGAGUACGGCGUUAUUGACCCUAGAACAGGUGAAAUUCAAGUCACAGACUCUAAAACUGGUAAGCAUGAAAUCAAGCAAGCUCAAGUCGAUCCUAAGACAGGAAACAUUCUUCUGCUCUCUGGUGUCGUCGAUCCCAGGACGGGACAACUUGAUACUUCGCUAGGACAACAGUAUAGCAUUGUCGACAAACCUAUCGAUACCUUCGGCACUGUUCCGGGCAAGGAGGUGCAAGUUGUGGCCAUUACGGCCAAAUAUGACUCCAAGAAUAAGAAACUUGACAACCCCAAUGGUUUCGUGGAGACAUCUCAUGGUAUUAUUAGUGAUAAGGAUGCCAAAUGUUAUACAAAUUUCGGUGUCCUUGAUCCCGAUACAGGGAAAAUACACUUUACCGAUCCAAAAACAGGAAAACGUGAUUCCAAACAAGCUCAUAUUGACACCAAAACUGGAAGCUUUAUUCUCACGUCAGGCGUUAUUGAUCCUAAGACAGGUAAGACUGACUCGUCUCUCGCUCAGCAGUUGACUGUCGUAGACAAAGAUGCUCCAAAAGGUAUUCCUGAGAGGUACGCUAACCUGGUCAUCGUCACAUCCAAGUAUGACCCGAAGAACAAGAAAUUGGAUCUUACUAACGCCCAUGUUGAUUCUAUACCUGGUAAAUAUGGGGUAGAUGAUAAGGUGUAUACCGAUUAUGGUAUUGUAGACUCGGAAUCUGGUGAAAUAGCAUUCAAGGACCCGACCACAGGCAAACAGGAGGUCAAGAAGGCUGCUGUUGAUCCAAAGACAGGCAAUCUUCUUUUAACAUCUGGAGUAGUUGACCCACUUACUGGACAAGUUGAUCCUACCCUAGGACAACAAAUCACCGUAGUUGACAAACCAAGAGAUAAAUUCGCGGCGGUUCCAGGCAAGGAAGUGCAGCUUGUGGUGAUCACAAGUAAAUAUGACCCCAAAUACAAGAGGUUGGAUAACCCCAACGGGCAUGUUGAGACAUCACGUGGUAUUAUGGCUGGGGACGGUCGUGUACACACCAACUUUGGUGUUAUUGAUCCUAAAACAGGAAAGAUCGAAUACGUUGAUCCUAAAACUGGAAAACAGGAGAUCAAACAAGCCGUAGCCGAUCCCAAAACUGGACAUCUUAUCAUUUCCUCAGGAGUCGUUGACCCGAAGACAGGAAAAGUGGACUCUUCCCUUGCUCAGCAAAUGGUUAUCGUGGACAAAGAUUACAAAGGAGUGCCUGAGAAGUUCGUUAACUUGGUCAUUGUCACGUCUAAGUAUGAUCUUAAGAAUAAAAAAUUGGACUUGAAGGACGCUCAUGUCGACACCGUGCCUGGUAAAAUUACUUCUGAUGAUAAAGUUCACACAGAAUAUGGAGUGGUAGACCCUAACAGUGGCGAAAUUAUUGUAACUGACCCGGUUACGGGCAAAAAGGAGGUUAAGAGAGCUGCAGUUGAUCCGAAGACAGGUAAUCUCCUGCUAACGUCUUCAGUCGUAGAUCCAUUGUCAGGACAAGUAGAUCCCACUCUUGGACAGCAACUCAGUAUUGUCGAAAAACCUAAAGACACCUUUGCCGCAGUUCCUGGUAAGGAAGUACAGCUUGUUAUCAUCACAAGCAAGUACGACCCAAGAGCGAAAAAAUUGGACAACCCUAACGGAUUUGUUGAAACUUCACGAGGUGUUCUCGCGUCCGAUGGUCGGGUACACACCAACUAUGGCAUCAUCGAUCAAAGGACAGGAAAGAUUGAGCAUGUCGAUCCCAAGACAGGCAAACAUGAGGUCAAGCAAGCUGUCACUGACCCUAAGACUGGUCAUAUGCUGAUCACUUCCGGCGUUGUUGAUCCCAAGACAGGCAGGACGGAUCCGUCCCUUGCCCAGCAGCUCACAGUGGUCGACAAAGACGCGCCUAAACCCAAAUACGUAAACUUGGUCAUUGUUACAUCUAAGUAUGAUCUGAAGAAUAAGAAAUUAGAUCUGGCUAAUGCACACGUUGACUCAAUUCCUGGUACAACUGGCGCUGACGGCAAGGUCCAUACUGAAUUUGGAGAAGUCGAUCCAGUUACUGGUGAUAUUACCAUGAUUGACCCAAUAACAGGCAGACGUGAUACCAAGAAAGCCACCGUGGACCCGAAAACAGGAAACCUCUCGCUUACUUCAGGAGUGGUUGAUCCUCAAACUGGCCACGUUGAUCCUACCCUUGGACAACAGAUAAGCGUCGUCGAGAAACCUAAGGACACCUUCGCGGCUGUCCCUGGAAAGGAAGUCCAACUUGUUAUUAUUACAAGUAAAUACGAUCCGAAAAAUAAGAAGCUUGAUAAUCCUAACGGUCACAUUGAGACUUCGAAAGGUAUUGUGGCCAGUGAUGGCCGUGUACAUACUAAUUACGGAGUCAUCGACCCCAAGACUGGAAAGAUCGAAUACGUCGAUCCUAAGACUGGAAAACAUGAGGUCAGACAAGCUGUUGUAGAUCUUGCUGGUGGUGCUAAGCCAAAUAAUCUCAUCCUUGCCUCGGGAGUCGUUGACCCGAAAACAGGCAAACCAGACUCCUCCUUGGCCCAACAAUUCACUGUAGUCGAAAAGGACACCAAACCUGUUGAAAAAGAAAUUCAUCUCGUUAUUAUUACAACGAAAUAUGACCCGAGGACAAAGAAAAUCGACCCCAGUCAAGGGCAUGUGGACACGGUUAGUGGAACAGUUGGGCCUGAUGGUAAAAUCCGUACUGCUGUUGGAGUCAUUGACCCAGUCACCGGAGAGAUCGUUGUCACCGAUCCUAAGACAGGGAAACAAGAAGUCAAGAAAGCUCAAGUCAACCCUGUCACUGGCCAUAUGGUUGUCUCGUCUAACGUUGUUGAUCCCAAGACCGGCAGAGUGGAUCCAAACCUCGUACAACAGUUCAGUGUUGUUAACAAAACCGUCGUGCCUUAUCACAAACCUCCAGUCUCGAAAGGAGAAAUUCGUCUCGUUAUUGUUACUAGCAGAUACGAUCCCUAUACGAAGUCGGUUGAUGCUGCCGCCGGUAACGUGGACGCCGCUAAGGGUUACGUCAGCGAAGAUGGCAAAAUACACACUGAAUUCGGUAUUAUCGACCCACGUUCUGGGCAAAUUCUGUAUAAGGACCCUGUAACUGGCAAACAAGAACUGAAACAAGCUGACGUAGAUCCUAAGACCGGAAACCUGAUCAUCACGACAUCGGUUGUAGACCCUAAAACUGGAAAAGUAGAGCCUUCUUUCGCUCAGCAGUUGAGUAUUGUCGAUAAGCAGCACGUACUAGCCCCAGCCACGCAGAGAGCUAGCGUGUCCCCAGCCAAACAGAUUCCAACUCCAGUGAAGGCGCAGACUCCAUCGCCAUUGCAAUCGCCAGUAAGAACUUCAUCGCCUGUUAUCAGUAGUUAUGCUCAGAAGCCGGCACCGCUCACACCCACUACACCGCGGACGCCAGUCAAACCUACAAUGGCGCCUCCAGAGCCGCCCAAGCGUAGGAUCGUUAAAAUCAUGGUUAUCUUCACUAAGCUAGAUCCUAAGACUAAGAAACCAGACAUGAACACUGCUGAAGUGGAGCAUCUCACCGGUAUCCUUGAUCCCAACGGCCUAAUUGAGACAAAAUACGGUGUGAUCGAUUCUAAGAGAGGAAACAUCGUCGUCAGUGACGCGGCUGGACACAAACAGAGCAAAGAUGGACUUGUCCUUACAGAAACAGGACAAAUAUUCAUUAAUUCUGGUGCCAUUGAUCCGAGGACUGGCAAGCUUGAUCCUAACAUGGGAAUGAUCAUGAGCGUGGCGAAACAAGACGACCCUGUAGUAGAGAUCACAACAAUUACAGGUCCGUUAGAUCCUAGAACUGGUAAAGUUGACAUCGACGCGGGUACAGUUGAGCACACCAAAGGUAAAGUGGACGCUGACACUGGUCACAUCUCGACUAAAUAUGGAGUUAUCGAUCCUUCAAACGGCGUUAUCUUUGUCACAGAUACAUCUGAUACAAAACAUGUUGAUAUUGACGAAAAUAACGGCAUCAUUACAAUCAAGGGUGCUAUUGACCCCAAAACUGGCAAAUUAGACCCCAAGCUCGGUCAAAUCAUUGUUGUCGGUACUCAUAUCGACCCAGUUGUUGAAGUGACCACGUUUGUAGGUAAACUGGACUCCAAGAAAGGUGUUAUUGAGUCUAAACAUUCUGCUAUCGAAAGUUCCACCGGUCAACUUAAUCCUGAAAACAACAAAAUUGACACCAAAUACGGCCAGAUUGACCUUGUCAAGGGCACUGUGACAUACAAUGAUCCCAAGACAGGCAAGUUUGAAAGCCAAGAUCUCAAAGUUGAUCCUGUCACGGGUCAGUUUAUGUUGAGGAGUGGUCAAAUCAACCCGAAGUCCGGCAAACCAGACAAAGAUAUCGGUAGGUUGAUCUGCUUGAGGAUUAUCCAAAAUAAAGUCGAUCCCGUAUCUGGUAAACAGAUUGUCUCCAAUGAUCCGAAGAACGUUAAAGUUGACCCCAAAACUAAUCAGAUCUGGGUCGCAGGUCCAAAAGACCCACAAACUGGAGAGCUCUUGUACACGGCUGGACAAAUCGACCCGCUUACUGGCUAUAUUAUCACAAUAUACGGUCGCACCGACCCCAAGACCGGGAAUAUUGUACGAGCGACAGACAUCGAUAAGUCACUCAUCAAGGUCGACCCUGUCAAUGGACAGAUCUACACGGCGACCGGAGAAUUCGACGAAGACAACCAACCGCUGUACUCGGCCUCUCAAGUCGACCCUGGAACUGGGGAAAUUUACACGAAGCUGGGUAAAAUCGACCACAGGACCGGCAGGCUGAUCAUCAUCAAGAUCUUCGUCAUCACACAGAAAGACGAAAAGGGCCGCGUGAAAGAAGUCGAUCCUAAGGAAUGCACGAUCGACGAAACUACCGGUAGGAUUAUCACCACAAAAACCGUUUACUUGUACCAGAUCAUCGACCCCAUUACAGGAGAAACAAUUGAUGUGGACCCAGAUGACCCACGACUCAAGGGCGCUAGAACAACCGUGACCCAAACCAUGACGUUAUCAGGCAAAAUUGACCCCGUCACUGGCAGGAUAAAGACGGAGUACGGAGAUAUCGAUCCCGACACAGGUGACAUCGACCCCAGCACGGCUGUCCGAGAUCCCGUCACCGGACAACUCAUCCUUCACUACUCACAAAUCGAUCCAUCACAUUUCGAAGACAAGAGCGGAAAUUACACGAUCGAGAAGGAGACGCAAGACCUGCCCGCGAACAUUGACAUCCAGACCGUGAACACACACAAAUUCUCCACUUUCGGCAAAGACGAGAGUCCGCACAGAGGCGACGAGCCCAAAACCUUCACAGAGUACACGACAAGCGAGCACAUCAGGCACCAGGGUUUCGUGUCUUCCACCACCCCUCUGUCCUCAAAGAUCCCGAUCUCGCAGCGGGCAAAGAAGACGCCCACUCCUCCCGUCGUCGUGAAAACCACUACCAAGCAACUCCUCACCAAGAAUGACGAGGGCGUAACCCACAACGUGGAACACGAGGUCGAGAACCUCGGCACCGGCGAGGUUACCUUCUCCACUCACACCAACAAGGCGGAAAGUGUUGAGCCAAUGGAGGGGAAGAGUCCGUACGUGACGGCGCGCGCCGUGACCACGCGCACCGCCACCACGCACCACGACCUCGACACCAAGGCCAAGACCCAGCAGAUGGAGGAGAAGACGGUCGCGCACACCCUCACCUCCUCCGCCACCAGGCAGGAGCAGCGCGUCCUCACACAGGAGGUCAAGACCAUGGUGACCACCGGCGACCAGCUCGCGCGGCGCGGCUCGGCGAGCUCGCUGAGCAGCGGCGACUCCGGCACGCCCAUCGACUUGGACGACGUCGGCGGCGAGGGGCAUUACUACGUCACGGAGCCCGGCUCGUACAAGACCACAACGACGAGUACGGUGAUGGGCAAUGCUCCCUUCGGCAGUAUGGUGCACGGAGCCACUGCUAGGAUGAGCACGGGUCCGCAGGCCAGCAUCGCGGCGGACAGCGCGGCGGCGGCGGCGGGCGGCGCGGACGGCGAGGUGGUGUCCUCGCAGACCAUCAGCUCCAAGACGCGCACCGUCGAGACCAUCACCUACAAGACGGAGCGCAACGGCGUGAUCGAGACCCGCGUGGAACAGAAGAUCACGAUCCAGUCGGACGGCGACCCCAUCGACCACGACCGCGCCCUCGCCGAGGCCAUACAGGAGGCCACAGCGAUGAACCCGGACAUGACCGUCGAGAAGAUCGAGAUCCAACAACAGAGCACGCAGCCUUAACGCGUCACAACAGUCACCACACACCACCGCGCACAACACAGCCGUCACAACAGCGAACAGGUGGGCACAACGACGGUCACCGUACGUACUACCUAGCAUGUAACGACACUGCGAAUAUUAUUAUUAAGUUAUUGAAAAACAUUUAUAUUAAAUAAUUAAAAUAAUAUUAAUUAUAUUUAAUAUCGAUGUUGUGACGACACGCUGCGAUUCUGUUAAUCGAUAUAAGUGUCGAUGUUUUUUUUUAUCGAUACGCGUUGAUAUUAAAAGUUUUUUAAGUGUAGGCUAAGGCAAAUGCAAGCAUCCGAUCGGCAAGGCUUCGAUAGUUGAGGAUAAUGUUGCCAUAGUAAAAAAUAUAAAGUGUUCGUGUAAUCUAAAAAGUAUGAUAAUUCACAUUCAUUUGUGCUUGAGUGGUUCGACUGAAUACGUCAAAUGGUGUACACAUUGAGAUGACUAAGUAUUGUGAUACAUUAUGAUCACAGUUUAUCGAUAUCGAUAAAGUUGUUGUAUAGUGUGUAUUCGAUAAAAAUAUUAAACAUAAAUUAACGAGUAUAGUUAACAUUUUUUUUAACAAAAUGUGUUUUAUGUAUUCAGUGGAAUCUCUCAAACACGUCAGUAAGAACUUUUCUAUACGUGAUAGCUUUAAAACCAUGUCACACGAGUUAGACCACCGUUUUUAGGUAUAAAAAGGCAUCUAUGGCGGGUAGCUAAUGGCGAAGUCGACGCCGGGUCGAGGUGCAGGCGAAAAAUUAGGGUGCGCAAUUAGGAAUAAGAGUUAAAUGAAGAAUUACAUUGUAUCACUUCGAUUUGUUAGCGCUGUUAGAAAAACAAAGGGCGGCAUGAAAACGCCUCUGGAUUCCCUGCACGUCGACUGGGUCUCGACUCGAACUAGCGGCCGGCCUAAGAUAUUUUCGUGUUAAAUAUUUUUGUUUUUAAAUUUCUCAAACAAUACAAUGUAGCACGGGACUAAUUCGAGUUGUUUUAUAGAGUGACUUGUGACCUUUUGUGAGUUAUUUAUCGAUAUAUCGACAGUCAAUAGUAUUUUGAUAGUCAUCUGUAAAACUAUAGAAUUUAUUAAUUUUUGCUGAUCUAUAUUUACAAGAGAAAUAGAAUGUUAUACAUUAUUUACUCAAGUAAACAAAUUUACAUAAAAAAUAUUUGACGUUGUAAUUAUAGGGUAACUUUAUUUAUCAAAAGGUCACAGGUACUCGCAUGAAAAAAUAACAGUAAAAUAUAUUAUUAAAGUGUUGCUAGAGCUGUAUCGUCGGUCUCGUUCAAUAGUGACGUGGCAUCUAUCGAUAAAGAACAAAGUAUCGACAUUGAAUAUAAAAAUUUUGAGAUUUAAAUUCAGUCUUCGCGUGUAUAGAAUGCAUAUCGAGAUAGACUUUUUUAUAGACAUAGAGACAUGCCUAUUGGACGAGACCGGCGUGACGUCAUAUUUAAUCACCAAUUAGGUGCUACUAUUUAAGAGUUAGAAUUACGUGCGAAACUUAUGUGAAAAAAAUAUCAGCGGAUGUGCGUGCAUUUUCAUACGGCUUGGCUAAACGUGCAGCGGGAUUGUCGACUUGGAAACUUCUGCAUUUAAAUAAAAAAAAAACAACUUAUUUUUAACGACUUCUCUAUUUUUGUUGGAAUAAAAAUUUUAAAUAGCAGUUUAAUAAUAAUUAUCGAAACAUUGAAUUGAAUAAAGAUUCUAGUGGAAUUUGAAAAUGAUUCAAAAUAAAAUUGUAAUAAAAUGUUGAAUUAUAUUUGAUGGUUACAUUACGCAACAGUUAUAUCACAAUCGUAGUUUAUAUAGUUUUUUACGUAACAAAAUUAUAUUUUAUAAAGGUUACGUAAUUUAGAGAAACUCAAGGAACUUACAGAUACAAUUAUUUUCAACUAGAACAUGUAGAUUUCCAAGUCGAUGAAACAGCCCGAAUACGGCUUAGAUGGUCAAUGUUUAGAAUUCUCGCACCGUGUUUAAGGCCAGUUGGGCAUUUUAUUGUGUUUUAUAUAUUUUCAUGAAAAAAAAUCGUUAUAAUAACGCUAUGGCGUUAUUUCAAAAAAUUGUUAUAAAAAUAACAAGUAUUUAUAAUACGCUAUUCGUCGCACGUUAAAACGUUAAUGAUAAGCUAUCGCGCUAUUUUAUCAUCGCAUUGUCAUUUUUUUUAUUCUUAAACCGGACAUUCCAGAGGGUUGGGGAUUCGGACCUCGUGUUAGGGAUGAAAGUCUAGAUUUAAAGCUAGAACAUGACACAAAGUGUUUUUUUUUCCUUGUCUGUUUGCGUUACGUAUAUUUCUGUGAAACGUGGGACGGCGGAGCGGGUUGAUUUCGAUGAAAAAAUACCUUUUUAAAUUAUUUUAUAAAGUAGUUAUGUCUGGUGCAAUUUUUGCGAAUUCGCUAGGAAAAGUCGCUAGAUGACGCAGUUUUAUAUUCUUAGAUUUACAGUCUUCCAUAGCAAGAUGUGGCUCGCGCUAGCGUCGGCCCCCGUCUUACUCGGCCAACGCUUAAGACUGCUGGCAAAGCGAUGCUUUGCUUUUAUAAUAAAAUGAACGAAAAACAACAUAAAACUUGCUUAAAAUUUUUGUAUAAAACCAGAAAACAUUGCAGUCAACCCCUCCGCGCUUGUGGUACAGACAGGACAUUGUACAAUUUAUCUAAUAUAUUUCUUACAAGCUAGAUGUAAAACAUUAUUUUAAGCUAUAAGUUUUUAUCAUUGAGUUAUUUGUCGCUGAUUUUGAAUCAGAUAAUUUUUUAUUGUCCUUUUUAUAUUUUGACUUUUCUAUAGAUAUUUAUUUGCGGAUCGGACAUUCGGCCGACGUGGCGACAAAUCCGUGGAUUAUUGUGUUAUGUGGUGCAGCGACAGAAAAAUAUCAACCAGUCAGUGUUCAAGUAAAUUUCGCGUAAUUAAAUAUACUUAGAAUACGUUUACUGUGGAAAUUUUUCUGUGACUGCAUUCAAUUUCUCUUCUUGUUUUAACUGUACAUUUUUACUUAUAAACGUUGCAAAUAAUUUAUGUCUAAAGAAAAUCUGAGAAAACACUUUAAAAUAACGUUAAACAAAUAUGUUAAAGUAACAACGCCUAACUGACAAUAGUUUGACAGGAGCUGUCAAUGUGACAAAUUUGACAGCUGUCAACGCAACGUUUAUAAGUGAGCGUAUUAUUUAUUAUAUGAGAUGUUUAUUUUUGUAUGAAGUCGUCCCUACUUAUUUUAUAUCAAACGAGAGGAUAAUCAGAUAGAUAUUACAAAUAAAGAUGCUUUGUUUUAAAUA